Molecule: messenger RNA, 2536 nt
Organism: Varanus komodoensis (Komodo dragon)
Lineage: Eukaryota; Metazoa; Chordata; Lepidosauria; Squamata; Varanidae
Gene: TSR1
Product: TSR1 ribosome maturation factor
Exons: 15
Coding region: 32-2443 (803 amino acids)
Biological process (GO): maturation of SSU-rRNA from tricistronic rRNA transcript (SSU-rRNA, 5.8S rRNA, LSU-rRNA); ribosome biogenesis; endonucleolytic cleavage of tricistronic rRNA transcript (SSU-rRNA, 5.8S rRNA, LSU-rRNA)
Cellular component (GO): nucleus; preribosome, small subunit precursor
Molecular function (GO): GTP binding; GTPase activity; U3 snoRNA binding
Source: RefSeq, a predicted model, not a curated record
GGCCAAGCGUGGGUCGGUGCAGUGCGGAGCCAUGGCGAAACGGGCGGCGGGCGCCCAUCGGCCCGGGGCCCUAAAGCAGCAGAACAAGCCGCACAAGGCCGGAAAGCACGGCGGGAGCAACGCGCGGAGGCAGGGCGGCCGGAUCCCUGUCAAGACUCUCAGCCGCCAGCAGCACCGCAGCUUGGCCAAGUUGGACCGCAAACACCGGGCCUGGCAGCUCCGCAGGCAGCACAGGGGUGUGGUCCUGGAAGAGAAGAGGAGCCUGGGGCGCAAGGAUGGGCCACCGCACUUGGUGGUGGUGGUUCCCCUGCAUGCGCACGUUGCUGUCCAGGGUGCCCUGAGCCUCUUGCGGAGUGACAAGGUCUCUGCUGUCUUUCCGACUGAGAUGGGCCCACAGGGGUUCACCUUGCUGAGCCCCUCGUCCAAGCUGCGGUGGCGUUUUGCGGUGGCUGAUGCAGGGAACCUCCACGCUGUACUGGAUCUUGCCAAGGUCGCCGAUACGCUCCUUUUCGUACUCGAUCCCCUCGAAGGCUGGGAUGCUGUGGGCGACAACUGCCUCUCCUGCAUCUUUGCACAGGGGCUCCCUAGCUACGGCCUCGCUGUUCGAGGCCCCGCUGACCAGCCCCCGCAGAAGCAAGCUGACUGCCGGAAAAAGCUGAGCAAAGCCCUUGUGAAGAGGUUCCCCGAGGCCCGGCUGUUCCCUCUCAACACCCCACAGGAGUCCGCACUGCUGCUGCACCACCUGGCCAGCCAGAAGCAGCGGCACCUGGCCUUCCGAGACCGGCGGGCCCACCUGCUGGCCGAUGCGGCCGAGUUUGUGCCUAGUGCGGAAAACGCCUCCGUAGGGACCCUGAAGGUGUCCGGCUACGUGAGGGGCCGGCAGCUGAAUGUGAACAGUUUGGUGCACAUUGUGGGACAUGGGGAUUUUCAGAUGAGUCAAGUGGAUGCCCCCCGAGAGCCCUUUGUGCUGAGCCCCCGAGUCACGAAAGGGCAGGAAAGGAGCGUGGAGGUGCAGGGUGCCCUUGUCUGUGCAGCGGAGGAGAUGGAGGAAGAUGGGAAGGUGCUCAGCACGGCCAAUCCCAGCAAGCAGGAGUCCUUGCAGUCAGAAGCCGUCCCUGAUCCCAUGGAUGGAGAGCAGACCUGGCCCACUGAGGAGGAGCUGAGAGAGGCAGAGGAGUCCCUUGAGCAGCGCCAGAAGGUGGCCAAGAGGGUCCCCAAAGGCACGUCUGCCUACCAGGCCGCCUGGAUCCUGGACGAAGAAGAGCAGGGAACUGGCAGCGAGGAGGAGGAGGAAGAGGAGGAUUCUUUCGAAGGUGCCGCUUCCCAGGAUGGGGGCAGCAGUGCAGAGGACAUGGCCGAGGAGGAGGAGGAGGAGGAGGAGGAGGCUGUGCCACUUUCGGAAACUGAGCAGGAGGAUGAGAGGAUGGAAGACGAGGCCAUGCUGGAGAAGUACAGGCAGGAGCGGCAGCAGGAGAUGUUUCCGGAUGAGGUGGACACGCCCCGGGAUGUGCCGGCCCGGACCCGGUUCCAGAAGUACAGGGGUCUGAAAAGCUUCCGGACGUCUCCCUGGGAUCCCCAGGAGAACCUGCCCCGGGACUAUGCCCGGAUCUUCCAGUUCCAGGACUUCUCCCGGACAAGGAAGCAUGUCUUCCGGCAGCUGGAGCAAGAGGAGAGUGACGGAGCCGAGGUCGGAUGCUACGUCACGCUUCACAUCUGCAGUGUCCCAGUCUCCGUCAUGGAGAGCUUCCAGCGACAGCGCACGCCCCUGGUGCUCUUCACGUUGCUUCCCCAUGAGCAGAAGAUGUCUGUGCUGAACCUCCUGGUGAGACGCCACGCAGGCAACAGUGAGCCCAUCCGGUCCGGGGAGGAGCUGGCCAUCCACUGUGGCUUCCGCCGCUUCCGAGCCUCUCCUCUCUACUCGCAGCACAGCUCAGGGAACAAGCACAAGCUGGAGCAGUUCCUCCAGGCCGACACCGCCACUGUGGCCACGGUCUAUGCGCCCAUCACCUUCCCACCUGUGUCCGUGCUGCUGUUCCAGCAGAAGAGCAGUGGAGCGCACAGCCUCGUGGCCACGGGCUCACUGCUCAGCGUCGACCCCAGCCGGAUCGUCAUCAAGCGGGUGGUGCUGAGCGGCCACCCCUUCAAGAUCCACCGCAAGACGGCGGUCGUGCGCUACAUGUUCUUCAGCAGAGAGGACGUGCUGUGGUUCAGGCCCGUGGAGCUGCGGAGCAAGUGGGGCCGGCGGGGGCACAUCAAGGAGCCCCUGGGCACUCACGGCCACAUGAAAUGCCAGUUUGAUGGGCAGCUGAAGUCCCAGGACACGGUUCUGAUGACCCUCUACAAGCGGGUCUUUCCCAAGUGGACGUUCGACCCGCACGUGCCGGAGCCGCCUGCGAGGGGAGAAAGCCGCCUUCCCGGCCAGGAGGAGGAAGCCAUGGACUAGCGCUCAGCGGCUGCAUGGCUUGCCCAGUGCUGCUCAUGGCCGGGCUCUCUUGUAUCUCUAUGUAUCAGAGAAAAAUACGAUUUUCAAGAGACA